Molecule: messenger RNA, 4977 nt
Organism: Anarrhichthys ocellatus (wolf-eel)
Lineage: Eukaryota; Metazoa; Chordata; Actinopteri; Perciformes; Anarhichadidae
Product: sex comb on midleg-like protein 2
Exons: 15
Coding region: 393-2477 (694 amino acids)
Biological process (GO): negative regulation of DNA-templated transcription
Cellular component (GO): nucleus
Molecular function (GO): histone binding; chromatin binding
Source: RefSeq, a predicted model, not a curated record
UGUGUGGAUCGAAGAAGAAAAAAGAAAAAAGACGUCGCUUAAAACAACCAGAAGCGGCACAGACGCGUUGGUCAUCAUCAUAGAAGCUUCGCCAUUGGUCAUCUAAGAAGUGUCGCCAUUGGCCGUCAUCGUAGAAGCUUCGCCAUUGGUCGUCUAAGAAGCGUCGCCAUUGGUCAUCAUCAUAGAAGCUUCGCCAUUGGUCGUCUAAGAAGUGUCGCCAUUGGCCGUCAUCGUAGAAGCGUCGCCAUUGGUCGUCUAAGAAGCGUCGCCAUUGGUCGUCUAAGAAGUGUCGCCAUUGGUCGUCCUUAUAGAAUCGUCACCAUUGGUCGUCAUCCCACAAGCGUCACCAUUGGUCGUCAUCCCAGAAGCGUCACCAUUGGUCGUCAGUCACCAUGGGAAAAACGCCACUAAAAGAUCACAAAGACGGCAAAAAAGAGAAACCAGGAAGAAUGGUUCCACUAACGGGUUCCACUCCUGCAACAGCUAAAGAUGCUUUCAGCUGGGAGGAAUAUCUAAAGGAGACGUCUUCUCUACCGGCUCCACCAGGCUGCUUCCGUCAGGCCAGAGUCCCGCCCUCCAACGACUUCAAGGUGGGAAUGAAGCUCGAGGCCCACGACCCGCGCAACUCCACCUCCGUCUGCAUCGCCACCGUGAUGGGUCUGACGGGGGUCCGCCUGCGUCUCCGUCUGGACGGGAGCGACAACAGCAACGACUUCUGGAGACUCGUGGACUCCUCGGACAUCCAGCCCAUCGGCAACUGUGAGAAGAACGGGGACAUGCUGCAGCCACCGCUGGGCUUCCGGAUGAACGCCUCCUCGUGGCCCAUGUUCCUAUUGAGAACCUUAAACGGAGCUGAGAUGGCUCCAGUGAUCGCCUUUAAAAAGGAGCCUCCGAGGCCCCCCCAGAACAACUUUAAGUCGGGCAUGAAGCUGGAGGCCGUGGACAAGAAGAACCCGUACCUCAUCUGUCCGGCCACCAUCGGAGAAGUGAAGGGCGACGAGGUCUUCGUCAUGUUCGACGGCUGGCGAGGCGCCUUCGACUACUGGUGCAAGUAUGACUCCCGGGACGUCUUCCCCGUGGGCUGGUGCUCGCUCACCAAGCACGGCCUCCAGCCGCCCGGCAACAGCGUCACUCUGCCAAAGAGCGUGCCAAUCCUCCCGGCGUCGCCCUCCAAGCCCAGCAGGCGCUCCAUGCAGUCCCCCUACCGCCUCCCCAACCCUCUGCCUGCUCUGCCCGUCAGGAAGGGGGUCCGAGGCCGCCGGCCCAAGAGCGAGACCAUCGCUCUGCUCAAAGCCGUGGCGGAAGCAGCGGCGGCGGCGGUCGCCGAGCAAAACGGAACCGCGCCCGAAAGCACGCAGCUCGUUCCCCGACCCCACAAGAAGAGAGGGCCAAAGCCUGGAAGCAAGAGGAAGUCCAAGAUUCUCCAAAGCCCCGGACAUCUGCUGAGCAUCCAGGUUCCUCAGGAGAGCCCCGGCAGCCUCAACUCCAUGGUCUCAACAGUGUGCGUGUACGUGAAUAAACAAGGGAACUGCGGCCCCCACCUGGACCGGAAGCAGAUGCAGCGUCUCCCGGACCACUUCGGUCCGGGCCCGGUGAACGCUGUGCUCCAGCUGGUGGUCCAGUCCUCUAUAGACUGUGCGUACCAGCCCAAGGUCCUGCUCAGCGCCCUCCAGACUCACUCGGGAGGAGGAGAGGUGGUCAGAGUGAGAACCGACGGGGGCGUCCGUGUGGUCAAACUGCCGUCGGCCUCCAGCGCCUCCUUCGUGCUGCGCUUCCUGGAGACGAUGUGUCGUCACCUGCAGUGCGACAACCUGUUCAGCAGCCAGCCGUUCAGCCACUACGACAGGACCAAGUCAGUGAAAGAAGAGGCGCUGGACGCUCCGUCUCUGGCUCGGGGGAGUAAACGGAGUCUCUCCGGAGUCUCGCCGCCGUACGCAGCUCCUCUGUCGCCGAAACAUUUACGCACUGAAGCUCAUCCUUCAGAAGCAGAGACUCUGCCUCAUGAAGAGAACGGCCUCCUAAAGGAGCAGCGCUACAUGGACUCGGCCUCCAACUCCAUGACCCCUCGACCCCAGACGGUGCGCAGCUCCUCGGAGUACCACUCUCACGCCGGCGCCCGGUAUCGCCACGGCGCGGCCGUGCGGCGCCUCUCCUCCAACCCGGCGGAGCUCAGCUCCAAGCAGCAGCUCAGACGAGUAGAAGCAGCCAGCUCCACCACCGGCCCCGAGGCUCUGGGCUCUGAGCUGCCCGGUAGAAACCCGUCGUCCUGGUCCAUCGAGGAGGUGAUGCAGUUUGUGAAAGACGCCGACCCCACGGCGUUAGCUCCGCACGCCGAGCUGUUCAGGAAACACGAGAUCGAUGGAAAAGCUCUGAUGCUGCUGCGGAGCGACAUGAUCAUGAAGUACAUGGGUCUGAAGCUGGGUCCGGCUCUCAAGCUGUGUCACCACAUAGAGCGGCUGAAGCAAGGGAGACCCUGAAGGAGCCUGCGUCUGGACCGGGACUCGUGGGGGUGGGGGGGGGCAUGUGGAUGGUCUGAACUCAUAUCAGGACUUCAUCCAGACCUCCAGACCCCCCCAGCGUGGACCAGGUGUUUGACACAUUACCUCACCCCCUCAUCAGUUUUGACUUUUAAGGAAUCCCAAAGGACCAGAAUCCUCUGCAGUGUUCUCGUUGCUCUGCACACGGAGGGCACACGGAGGGCACACGGAGGGGACACCCCCCCGCCCCAAAGAUGGAGAAUGUUUCUUCUUAUAAUAAUGUUUUUAUUCCUGUUGAAUGAAGGACGGGUCGGUUUUUACUGAGACAACUAAACUAACUCCUCAGAAGUUCUUCCCUUCGAGAGGAGACUCUUUCCUCCUCCUGCAGAGCGCUGAUCGAUGUGUUCUGAUCGACUCUCAUUGAUCGGCCGCGGUUACACUCGUCUUCUCAACAUAUACGGUGGAUAAACGCUUCAUCUCCUAUUAACUCUUCACAAUAAAAGCCCCGUUAUCUCUGCUGUAUUAGUAGACUUGUUUUAAAAAGCUCUGCUAAUAUAGUGAUGAGCACAUUUUACUAUUAACUCUGCACAAUAGGGCUGCGACUAAACAUUAUCUUCAUUGCCGACUGAUCGGUCAAUCAUUUUCUCGAUUAAUUGAUUCGUUUUAUGUCAAUAAAAUGUCAGAAAAUGGUGAAAAUUUGUUUUACCGGGAGAGUAGCUGCUAACGAAGCUACGCUAACUCAAUGAUCAACACAUUUUCCUAUGAAUUCUCUUCUUUUGUUAUUUAAAGGUUUCAUGUUGAGGGAAAUCUUCCGCACUAACUUAACUCAGACAGCAGCUCUCCAGGUUUUCUUCUUCUUCUCUUCUGGUCGUUAGAGGAAGAUGACGGAGAGACUAACACGUCCGUAUGAAAAGACGAAUGUAACCGCGGCCGGAGACGGACGUCUUCUUCAACGUCGUCACGUUUUAUUAAAUCCGACAGUUCUGAUCGAACCUCACAUUUUCCACGAGUUUCCUGCCGUCAUCAUCACCAUCAUCACCAUCACCAUCAUCAUCAUCACCACCAUCAUCAUCACCACCACCAUCACCACCACCAUCAUCAUCACCACCACCAUCAUCAUCACCACCAUCAUCACGCCCUCCACGCUCUUCUGACUCGAGUCGACGAUGGUUCAUGGAUCUUUUUUAACAUUUUAACGUUUCCUCAUAAAUCUGGUGAGCUCGUGGGUUCUUCUGAAGCGUUACAAUCACUGUUGGAUGAAGACAGAUGUGUACAGUUUUUAUGGGUUUAACCAUGAAUAUCAGCGACAGAAUGUACAUUUUGUAGAAACCUAAUAUUUUUAAGGAGAUCAUCUACACAAGUUAGAAAAGGCAGAUUUACAUAUUUUUAAUCUCUUUUAGUUCGGCUCCUCUCAGUAAAGUUUAGACGCUGCCUUUCUUCACCGACGACGUCUCUCAGGUCUGCGCGGUCUUUGUUAGGACGAGCUUUUGUAGCAAACUGUUUAUAAUGAAAACACUCUACAGAAUGUUCCCGUUCCUCCUGGAUUCAAACAAACACACUUUUUGUGCCAAAUGACGUUGAACACGGAGCGCUGAGAGCGGUGCGUUCUUCGCUUCUCUUUAUUCUUCAAACUACUUGAAAUCGGUGUCACUAGUCCGUUUUCUGUCACAGCAGAUAAACAAUGUGUGUUCAUGACGUGUAUUUGCUUUGCUUUUUAUAAACCUACCAAAAACUACAAGAUGUGUUUUUACUGACUGACAGGAAGUGAUUUAAGACCAAGUUACAGAAACAUGGAAGUGAUGGAAAUGAGAGAUUUUGGGACUCGUUUUCUAUCUCUGAGUCAAAUAUUCAUAUUUAUAUUGAAUAUAACAAAACAAUAGAGAACAACUGAUAUUUAACACAAUAACUGCAGGAAGUUUGUUUAGAACGAGCCAUUCGGAUAUAUUUUCAGCAGAUUAUUUCUUUUUUUCUGAACUUUUAAAACAAUGUCUUUAUUGUGUUUGUUUAUUUUAAAUGUAUUUUAAAUAACAAUCUGAACUUUAAUAAGUAACUAUUUCACAGAAAUGAAUGAAAUGCUGAGAAAAACUAUAUGUUUAAAAAAUAAAAAUAAAGAUUCAAGAAGACCUCGAGACCGCUGUGAAGCUCCGAAGGCCCUAAGGGGGGGGGUCGGGACCCUCGGGUUGGGAACCAGUGAUGGACAAAGAUCAAAGCUUUCCUUCAUUAAACUAAAACGUUACGUCUCAAGUGGAAGAAAAAAGACGUCGUUUUCUUCCGACAUGAAAUAAAAGAACACUAUUCUUUUAACAGGAAGUAGGUUGAAGCUGAAGCUGAAGCUUUUAUUAAUGUCUCUUCUGUCUAAAGUUCCUCAUUUAUAAAGUUUAACAAUGAAGGUUUAAUGUUUAAACUGAAAUAAGGUGAUACAUUAUUAUUCUCUAAGUUACAUCUUUUAACUAACUUAACUAUCAAAUAUUUAUUAAUUUUCAGAUUUUUGUAAUUUAAU